Ixodes scapularis (black-legged tick) is the source of this 2134-nucleotide messenger RNA. Its product is annotated as proton-coupled folate transporter. Gene Ontology annotation, cellular component: membrane. The coding region runs from base 519 to 1988 and encodes 489 amino acids. NCBI's taxonomy places the organism in Eukaryota, Metazoa, Arthropoda, Arachnida, Ixodida, Ixodidae. Gene Ontology annotation, biological process: transmembrane transport. The transcript is spliced from 6 exons. Gene Ontology annotation, molecular function: transmembrane transporter activity. The record is from RefSeq and is a predicted model, not a curated record.
CCCGCGGCGGCUUCGACGUAGUAUGUUGACAGUGCCACAGCCAGAGCGGCGAAGAUAGCAUGCCCAGUCAGUCCAGCACUUGAUAAGGGCAUCCUUCGAGGACGCAAAGCGCUCUGUCAAUUCGAUAACGCCCAGCUCGUGCCGAUAGCGUGUUUCCCACACCGACCCCGGGCCAAAAACCUUUCGCAGGGUCGAGGUCUAUCAUCCUUCACAUUCUGUGGACCGACCAGAACAUUUUAGCAGUCGUGGUCGAAGCGGGUACCCCCUACUGAGACGGGCGUCCGUUAGUGAGCUGUGGGGAUCGGCCAUUAGGGCGUUAUUUGACCAGAGGCGCAAAAGCGGCAGGGUGUGUUUGUUACUGAAUGGUUCGUUUUUUGGUGGUGCGUGCUCGUGUGGUGCCACAGCGAGUGUGCAAGAUGGUGCGUUCCGCCGACUGAAGACGUCUAAGGAGCUACAGAAAUACACUGAUACCGUUUGAACGAUCACAGAGCCUCGGAAGAAGCUGGCUACGUCAAGCCAUGGAUCCGGUAGCCCGGAUGUCGUUUCGCUGCACGGACUUCUCCUUGGAAGUUUUCGCGCUCUUCUUCAGCGUAUCUCAAGCGACGUCAGCCUCCUUACUUCAACUCCUGCUCGAGAUCAGCAGCUGCCUCAGCAACGCUACCACCGCACCCGACAGUUCAGACAUAGCGCAAUGCGUAGCAAUCGUCAACAACCGGACAGCACCGGUCGGCGGACAAGCGGAAGAAGCCGUUCCACUGCAAGACAUCGUCUUCAACCUCCCAACCAUCAGCCUCAUGUGCUCCCUUCUCAUCUGCGUGCUCCUCGGGGGAUGGUCUGACUCCCAUGGUCGAAAGCCACUCUUCAUCCUUCCCAUCCUUGGCGCUCUCUCGAAGGACAUCUCAAGCGUCAUCUUUGUCCUUACAGAGUUUCUUUACGAAGGACCCAUUUACGCCAUCACGAUCGUUUCGGGGAUCCUGGGCGGCGUCAACCUCUUCAUGGCGGGCGCGCUGUGCCAUGUCAGUGACAACUCGGACCACAGGACUAGAACGCUCCGGUUCGGCGUGCUGUCCUUCGUCUUCUUCGUUGGCGGUGCGAUUGCGACGUUCUUCGAGAAGGCCUGGAAGCCCGCGAUGACGACCGGCACGUCGUUGACGAUGGUCGGCGGAGGACUGUUUACCGUCCUGAUGUUCGUCGAUCUGGUCUGUCUGAUCGGAGUGACAGUCUGGGUGAAGGAAUCGCUGCGCGUUCUGCCCGGGUACAGCGGCAACCCUUUCCAGAACUUCGUGUCCCUGCACUACGCGAAGAAAGUGCUGGAUGUUGUGUACAGGAGACGGAAUCUCAACGGCAGGUCGUUCGUCAUCUUGCUGUGCCUGGUGUUUUUGCUGAGUCGCUUUGUCUACUGUGGCGAGCAGGAGGUCUGGGCCGAGUACCUGUACGGCCGCUUCAGCUGGACGCACCAGACGUCGCUGCUGCUGGGGCUCCAAUUUCUGUGCGAGGCCACACUCACGCUACUGGCGGUCUGCCUCGCCAGGAAGAUGGGUAUCCAGGACUCGUCGCUCGCCAUCGCGGGAACGCUGUCCUUCGUCGCUUCGUCGGCACUCAAGGCGCUCAGCCUCUCUGGAAGCAGCAUCGGAUUCGCCGUCAUUAUCGGCGCCUUGUCGCCCCUGAUGACCAUUGCAGCCCUGGCCCUGCUUUCGAAAUUGGUUCAGCCUGAAGAAAUGGGAUGCCUGUUUGCCAACGUGGCUGUGCUGAGUGUCGUGGCGCCCGUCCUGGCCACCGUCGUGUACCGGGAGUUAUUCGCGGCCACCUGGUGGAAGGCGUCCCAGUUGGUCUACCUCCUCUCCAUCCUCGUGGCGACAGUCGUAUGCCUGCUGCUGGUGUACGUCCGCAGAAACCUACACGUUGGAGUUCUGGGCAUCCUACUGCAAGAAGAGAAGGUCCCCCUCCUAGGAAGUAUGGAUUCAGUGACGGGAGCUGCUGUCUUCUAAAAAAAAAAGGGGGAAAAACAACAUUGUACGCAGUGUGCACAUUCGGCAUGUUUUGGUUGUCUUCUAGCUGCAAGCAACGUUUUAUUGUUUUACCUUUUUUGUUAUGUCGCCGUCUGUAUUGCGUAAUAAAGCCAUUUGUAAAAUAA